Molecule: messenger RNA, 1302 nt
Organism: Theobroma cacao (cacao)
Lineage: Eukaryota; Viridiplantae; Streptophyta; Magnoliopsida; Malvales; Malvaceae
Product: zinc finger protein WIP2
Biological process (GO): regulation of gene expression; anatomical structure development
Cellular component (GO): nucleus
Molecular function (GO): DNA-binding transcription factor activity
Source: RefSeq, a predicted model, not a curated record
UUAAUUUGAUGAUCUUGUUCGGUCAGUCUCCCUCGUAUAAACUUUUGGGAGGUCACCUCUAUUUUGUUUUGCUCUCUCUUCCUCUCUCAACCUACCCCGUCUAACCCAACUAUCUUCUUCAACCUCUAUCAGCCAUGUCUGAUUCUGACCCCUACUCCGAUUACUUCAAUGGAUGGUUCAAUCCCAACCCUUUCAACCAUUUCUUUCCCUCCACAUCUACUUCAAAUCCAUCUUCAUAUGCUCCUAAUUAUGGCUAUAAUAUUUACUCAAAUAUCAUCCAUGGAAAUUUUUUCACUCAGUAUAAUUCUCAAGGUUCACCUCCCUCUCCACCUCUUAAAGAAGCUCUUCCCCUUCUCAGUUUAAGCCCCACAAGGCAUGAAGACCAAGAGCUUUCCUGUAGUGCCAUGGAGGUGGAGAAAAACAAGGACAAAGAAGAAAGCUGCUGCUUCUCUAGCACUGCAGAUGAUGAAACUGUUACUGUGGCUUUACAUUUGGGACUCCCCGGCGCUACUUCUGCUGAUUUGAUCUCAAGGGUUUCAGUUACUGCUGAUGAGGUCUCAGCUGCUCUUGCCGCAGAUAAAGAAGAUGACACUGUAGCUUCAGAGUACCAAUUAAAUACACUUAACAAGGGUCAAUAUUGGAUCCCAACUCCUGCUCAGAUUCUGAUUGGACCUACGCAGUUUUCAUGUCCUCUUUGCUUCAAGACCUUCAACAGAUACAACAACAUGCAGAUGCAUAUGUGGGGGCAUGGAUCUCAGUACAGAAAAGGGCCAGAGUCUUUAAGAGGCACACAACCAACGGCCAUGCUAAGGCUUCCUUGCUAUUGUUGCGCACCGGGAUGCAGGAACAACAUUGAUCAUCCAAGGUCAAAACCUCUCAAAGAUUUCAGAACUCUUCAAACCCAUUACAAGAGAAAGCAUGGAAUCAAGCCUUUCAUGUGUAGAAAAUGUGGGAAGACCUUUGCUGUCAGAGGUGAUUGGAGAACCCAUGAGAAGAAUUGUGGGAAGCUUUGGUAUUGCACUUGUGGGUCUGAUUUCAAGCACAAGCGGUCUUUGAAAGAUCAUAUUAGGGCAUUUGGGAAUGGCCAUGCACCUUAUGGCAUUGACUCUUUUGAUGAAGAAGAUGAGCCAGCGUCUGAAAUUGAGCAAGAUAAUGAAUCCUCUCAGUGACAUAUAGAAAGUGCCCGUCAAUUUAUCUUCAGAUCACAAUGAACUCAUAUUUUCACGCACUGUUUUUUUGUAGACAUGGCUCCGCAAGUAAAACCAAGCAAGUCUAUGCUUAAUAAAAAUCAAAUGGGGAGCC